Caenorhabditis elegans is the source of this 905-nucleotide messenger RNA. It is a transcript of the gene anmt-1, whose product is annotated as Nicotinamide N-methyltransferase. The transcript has 5 exons. The coding region runs from base 2 to 823 and encodes 273 amino acids. The record is from RefSeq and is marked reviewed. Gene Ontology annotation, molecular function: methyltransferase activity; nicotinamide N-methyltransferase activity. NCBI's taxonomy places the organism in Eukaryota, Metazoa, Nematoda, Chromadorea, Rhabditida, Rhabditidae.
GAUGACCGGAACAACGGAAAACGAUAAUACUGGAGAAGAUGAAAAGCCAAAGGAUGAAGAAUGUGCAGCUAUUGAGCAUAAAGAUAAAUUCAACCCAACAGCAUAUCUCAAUAGUUUCUAUAAAACAGCAUCAGAAGAUACAGCAAUGCAAAUAGUACUCUUCUUUCUACCUGGAAUCCUUUAUCGUUUACCUCAAAAAGUUCGAAGUGUUCUGGAUUUGGGUGCAGGUCCAACUGUAUAUCUUCCAAUUUCUUUGCGGGAUCGUGCUGAAAAUAUUUAUACUUCUGACUAUGCACCAGCUAAUCGAGAUACACUUAUCAAUUGGAUUGAGGACAAAUCUGACUUUGAUUGGGACAAUGUGUGUUCAUGGAUUGCCAAUAUUGAAGCAUCUAUGGAAACUGGAAAGCAAAUGCAGAAUAAGACGAGAAAGUUGAUGAGAGCAGUUUUAGAUGUGAACGUCCAUGAAUCUCCGGUUGUUCAAUCAAUUGUCUGGAAAGAAAAUGAGCAAGUUCAAGUUCCAGACAAAUUUCAAGUUGUAUCAACUGUCUUCUGUCUAGAGUAUUCAUGUGAAACUCUUGAAGCAUAUUUCCGGGCGGUACGAAGUGCGUGUUCCCUUAUUGAUGAAGGUGGUAUUCUGAUUCAAGGUGGUGUUCUCGAUGCAACGACCUACAAUUUUGGAGGAAAAACAUUUCGAUGUCAUCGGCUGAAACAAGCACAUAUAAUUGAAAGUCUCAAGGCAAAUGGUAUGGCGACAACUGCCGAACAAGGAUAUAAAUUCAUUACACAUGACGACAUUUUCUUACUUGUAUCGAAGAAACUUUAGUUAAAUAUUUUUUAAUUUGUUGUGUUUUUUUAAAAAUAUUUUAUAAACUUUUAACUAUUCAGUAAAGUUAGUACCACUUCCU